Molecule: messenger RNA, 686 nt
Organism: Enhydra lutris kenyoni (northern sea otter)
Lineage: Eukaryota; Metazoa; Chordata; Mammalia; Carnivora; Mustelidae
Exons: 3
Coding region: 28-396 (122 amino acids)
Source: RefSeq, a predicted model, not a curated record
CUGAGGAUCCCGGAAGCCGUCCUCGCGAUGGAAGAGGACCAGGAGUUGGAGAGGAAAGCAAUUGAAGAACUGCUUAAAGAGGCAAAACGUGGGAAAACGAGAGCAGAAACUAUGGGACCUAUGGGUUGGAUGAAGUGUCCUCUCGCUGGUACAAAUAAGAGAUUUCUGAUUAACACAAUCAAGAACACGCUGCCGUCCCAUAAAGAGCAAGACCCUGAGCAAAAAGAGGGCAGCAAGGAACCCUCGAAAAGCCAGAGCCAGAAAGAAGAGAACCGGAAGCAGCACAGAGGCCACCCCUACAAGCCCAGCUUCCAGGCCCGGGGCGCGGGCAGCCACUCCCCGCACAGGAAGCGCAGCGGCCAGGAGAAGUAUGAGAAGCGCUCCACCAAGCGAUGAGGCGGCCGCCGCCCCCAGCGCUGUCUCCUCUGGGACUGGGGGGUACUGGGGGGAUGGGGAGGUGUGGGCGAGGCUUUGAGGACAGGCCUUGAGCAAGCACCCAGGAGUGACUUUCAUAGUCGGUCCUUGGCUGCGGUGACAAGGAAAUGAGUCCAAAGGGACUUGCUCGGAAGGUGUGGGAGCAAGUUUCAGCUCCAUCAUUCCCUCUUGUUUGGAAGUUGGUUUCAAAAUAAAUCUAAGACUAAAAGUUUUCAGACAUCGUUACGACUAGUUCCGACUUUUUUUUUUUU